CUCGCAAGGGCUAAGAUUGGAUUCGUUCGGUGUGUCAGAAACGUAGUGUAGUGUCGAUUUUCACGGACUAUUCGACUCGGUGAAAGUGGUUAUUUUUUUUGUGGUGCUACAUCUUCGAGGUGGCUUCAACGUUCAGUGGAGGGUGGGGUGUUUAUAUUUUUUUCUUUCUCCCGCUCACCAUCACCAUCAUCCCCCCUUACUCGGGCGUGUUGUUUCGCCAAUUCCCCAGACAUUCGGUCGGUGGCUGUCGUGUAGUUUUCGCGCGUAUCUUUUCGCAACCAACAGCAUAGAACCCCGUUCAGAUGAUUGAGGAAAACUCCCUCGGCGUCUUUCACUUUUUUUCGGUUAGUGCGUACGUGUUUGAAAUGUGGAAUUGGCGGCUCGGUGAAAACGUAUUUUGAAUGAUCUCGUAUUUUCGUACACCCGUUUUCUUCGGCGGAAGGCGUCAGCAAUUUUCGCACCAAACUCGUAUCCCCAAGGCGCUUUUCUGCACAGACAACGUUUUUUUUCUGCCCUAUUUUGAUUCGUGAGACGAAGUUUGAUGGAAUGAAGAAGCCGGAACAAACGCACUGCCAUUGAGGAUUACCUGCCAUUCAUAUCGAGAAGGAACCGAAAGGAUUACUCAUACUUUGUACGGAUCACGGAACACAUUGGUUGACACAAUCGAGGUGGGGAAAACACCAACAUCACGAAACACCUGAAAAAGAAGAAGAAGAAAAAACAAGGAUUACGCGGUUCUUCGGUUGAGCUGUGAAUGAGUUUCUAUUUUUUUACAUCUCUUACGGUGUGGAGGUGGUUUGUUUUAUGGUGGCACCUGAAGGUGUAGUUUUAAAGCUUUUUGAUGAUUUUCAUCCCCCCUUACUCGAAGGUUUUUCCUCAAGCGAGGGUGGAAUUAUAGUGAAGUCGAGCGAAAAAGUUUAUUGCUCAGUCAAAUUCAAAUAUUAAAACGAGAAGAAGUGGCCAGAAAAAAGUACACCAAACUGGUGAUUCAUACCUCUGUGAGUGUUUAACGAAAGAAAAAGUAUUAAAGCUAGAUUAAGUUGCAAUAGUGAUUAAGGUACCAGUGAGCACUUUUCUCUGCACGGAUACAGAAUCAAGCCAAUAAGGAAACAGCGAAGGAAACAUAAAAAACCCAAGGAUAACCGCCACUAAGGAUUACGGUGCUUACUUUUGAGAAUGAAAAAAAACGGCAAAUGGUGAAGAUUCCGAUCGAUGACAGCUCAAGCGAAAAAAAAAGAAAAGCCAAACCGAAACGAGUGAACCCCAAGCCCGAGGAUUAGUGCAUGUGUGGAUAGUGAUUUGCGAUUAGUGACAAGUGAGAAGAGCAAUUAAGCCAAAGAGGAUUAAGGCAUCAUAACUUUAAAUAACUGCCAAGCCAAUCAAGUCCCAAGUGAAAUGAAUCGUUCCCGCUGCUGCUGUCAUCGUCCGGACACCUUCUCCCUUGCUUGCUUCUGAUGAAAGCGGCUAGCAGUGCUGCCAAACAACAAACUCUAGCAGCUGCCAAGUGUCACCGGCCGAAGGCGUCACUCGAUUGGGACACACCAAGUACCGGAACGGGAACAAUUCGUCGGAAAUCUUCUGCAACAACGGUGGACAAAAUUCCGACCAAUGCAGAUCGGCAACAAAGCGACCAUGCCAGGGGUCAGGAGCCAUCAGCUGGCUGCGUUAGUCCUGGUCCAGCGGACAAGCAGACAGGUUUUCCUAAUCGAGGAAACGUAAGUGCCGUUGCCACGGGAAGACAGUCGAAAAUUGCCGUCCUGCGACAGCAACAGCAACAGCAGAAGAUUGCUGGAGGUGACAAAAAAUCACCCAAAAGUCCACCCGGGUCGAAAAUUUCCGUCUUUCAGAAAACAAGCAAUCUGCUCAGUAAAACAACGACGACAGUCACGGCCGACAAUAAACAGGGGAAUCAACAAAAACUUAAAAACAACAUAAUCCCCCAGAAAAAGCUAGUCAAACAGCAAUCAGACGUGGCCGUAACGGAAAAGUUGAGUGGCGAAUCAGGGGAAGGCGUUCAAGCCGGGAGGGAGAAGAAGAAAGUCUCCUUCAUCCCCAGUCUGGCAACCGCGGAGGGUGUGGGUGGAAUCAAAUCGAGCACGGUGAAAGCGAUUGUUCGUUCCCGGAUUAACAGUGACAGCGGAGCGAAGUUUAAAGAACUUUACCGGGAUUUCCCGGCAACUCAGUACGCGUCAACUGGCUGCCUGUCAGAGAACGAUCAAAGUAAUCCAGGUCCACCACCAUUGCCGCCAUACCGUGAGCCACCUCCGCCGCCGCCUACUUUGACUAGCGUUAAGGUGGAAGUCCUACAGCAGCAACAACAGGAUUUAAUUUCAAUGGAGCAGCCAGCGGGAAAAAAUGAAGACAUCCAAAGUCAUCCCUCCAAGCCAUCCAAGCUCAAAGCGUUCGGUUUGGGAAAAUUGAUGUCGGGCACAGGGGCAACACAGAAGGGCAACAACUAUGUCACACUGCCACCAUCGCCAAAAAUGAGUAAAAUGUCUUCCAAAGAGAGCGUGUCUGGAGGAACUCCUCCACCUACUCCUGCACCGGAAGACGCAUCUCCGGCCAGAAGCACCCCAGACCUCAAGCAACCUUCGCCCGACGACAUUCUUACGAAGCCGGAAUUUUCUUCCCUGGUUUUGAGAAAUCUACCGGUGCGUCAGAAAAAAGGGGCCGUACCUCAUUUGGAAAAUUAUUGCCUAUUUGAUCCUUCCGUUGACUUUUUCAACGAGAAAGAACACAAAAUGAGACCCAUCCCCGAGACAGUGGAACUGGCCGAUCCCGUCCUGUAUCAGAAUCCCUUGAUUUACGAUGCAGUUGACCGUGAUUCGGAUAAUUAUUUCACCAUCGAGCCCGAAUCAUACGACGUGGAAGCCCGGAAUCGUCUUUCGCUCGAGAAAGUGGAAGAAAAAAUCGAUGAAAUCUUCAAUAAAACCUCGCGCACUUCGUCCUCCUCGAGUGGAUCCAGUCCGGACUACCCGUCGAUGGUGAAUUCCGUCAUCGAGACUCCCUCGUCCAAUUUGGAAUCAACCGAUGAAAGUGAUUACGGCUUCCGGAACCGCCUAAUUGGCCAGCUGCAGCAGGUUGUCCCGAAAUCGAUAUCCGGUGGUGCAAUCAGCGGAUCCGAAGACCAAAGCCAAGAAUCGUCCUACUACGGCGUGGUAACGAAAACAGCUGUCAGUCAGCUUCAACUGCUCCGUCAACAGCUCCACAUGAAAUCGGCCUCUCUUCCCAACUCUCCCCUGCUUAAGCAGAGAAAAUCGGAUGAAUCAUCACCAUCCUCAUCUCCCCCAUCAACUCAAGCACUUCCUACAGCAACUGGCCCGGAACCGGCCCAAGACACUUCUUCCCCUAUCGCUAGUCCACCGCCACCUGCCCCAUGUACCUCCCACGCAUCACUGCCAUCCUCACCGAAAACGUUCACCAAAAUAAAAUCCCUCGCGGCACCCGGACCAGCGACGCCCAGCACUAGACUGCACUUUCUGCCCCUGUUGUCCCAUCUCGAAGCGCUCAAAUCUAGUGUUUCACUUCCGCAUCUGCAGCGACCAGGUACCGGAGCCAUCAGCAAACAACAGUCAACUGGCAGCACUGCCCCGCCCAUCUUCAACCGAUUGCGCAAACAGCGGCCCCUUUCCAGCCACAGCGAUGCCGAUAGUGGCUUCCUGAGUCCGGUCACUCCGCCCGAUUCCGGCGGCAUUCAGAGUCAGCUGUUGCUGGUUGCCGCAGCCGCAGUCGAGCAGAUUUCCUGCUCCGAAGCGCAGUCCUGUGGCAAUAGAACUGGCAACAACAGUAGCAAUAGCAAUAGCAACAGCACCAGCAGCAGUGAAGUGAUCGUUUUGGAACAGUGCGACAGCAUCCAGGAGCUGAUUCAGAUCUACACCGACUGGGCCAACUAUUACCUCGAGCGGGCUAAAUCGAAGCGCAAGGUUUCGGACCUGUCAGCGGAUUGCCGGGAUGGGCUUCUGCUGGCCGAGGUCAUCGAAGCGGUGACCACAUUCAAAGUACCUGAUCUGGCCAAGAAACCGAAAACGCCUCAACACAUGUACGACAACGUCAAUUCCUGUCUCACCGUUCUGAGACAGCACCAGGUUGGCGGACUCGAGUCGGUCACCCCGAACGACAUCUGCAGUGGUCGGCUGAAAGCUGUUCUGUCGCUGUUUUUUGCUCUAAGUCGCUACAAACAGGCGACCAAGCAAAAGUCGACCUCGGCGGUUUCUGGAGCAGUUUCGUCGACCAACGCCACAGGUGGCAGCACUGGCAAUUCGCAUCUUAUUCACCACCAGCAACAAGCGUCAUCGCAACAACAACAGCAACAGACCAAAGUUGAAAUCCAUGCACCACCAGCCGACAUGACGAAUCGGUAA
Messenger RNA from Uranotaenia lowii, 4361 nucleotides. Its product is annotated as protein Shroom-like. The record is from RefSeq and is a predicted model, not a curated record. Gene Ontology annotation, molecular function: protein binding. Gene Ontology annotation, biological process: nervous system development; neurogenesis. The transcript is spliced from 5 exons. NCBI's taxonomy places the organism in Eukaryota, Metazoa, Arthropoda, Insecta, Diptera, Culicidae. Bases 1455 to 4361 code for a protein of 968 amino acids.